AUGGAAUGUUUGGAUAAUUUAUCUAAAUUUUUUGAAGAGUUCGAUAAAGCCACGAAUAAUUUAAAAAUCCUUAUUCCAUCUCUUAAUGAGAGUAUUACUGAAUCCCUAAAGUCUGUGUUAGAACCUCCUCACAUUAAGUCUGACGAUGAAAUUUAUGCCGGUCUGCCUACUAUGGUUAAUUCUCGUCCUCUCUUUAACGUUCUUGCUUUAUGCACCCCGAAAGUGGGAGCAAUGUCAAUUGACAAAAGCUCAAAAAUAUCGCAUAGACAAAUACUUACUCGAUUGGAGUUAGUUGCUUUGCUCGCCAGUAUCUAUGAGCAGAGCACUACCGAGUUAUCAACAUGGCAAGCUUUAGAAGCUCUCUCUCAUCAAACCAAGCGUGUAAUUGACGAAGUAUAUGGUCUUAUGAAUCGAGCUUACCUAAAACUGAAAAUCGCUGAGCAAACCUGCUACUCUAGUCGGGAACAUCUCAUGUACAAAGUCGGUCGUAUCAAAUCUGCUCUUAAAUCUAAAUCCGCUCUCUUCAAUGAUUUUGAAGAUGUAGUUUUAAGUACAAAAAUACCCACAGCACAUGCAAGCUUGCAGUGUUUUACCUCUGACUGUCUAUUGGCUUACAUUCAAAACUACGAUAAUUGGUAUGCAAUUAGAUCGCGAUUAGAAAUGAUAAUGAUGCGCUAUAGUAACUUUCUGGAUAGCAAAUCCUGGGCAGCGGUAUAUUGCCGAGCUUUUAUGAAUUGGUUAAUGCUUCGUGCAAGACUUAAUAGUGGAGCAUCUCCUAAACCACUGGAGGAUGAUUCUGAAACGCCCAUCUCUCUGUUGUACGCGGCUACAAAUGUAAAACUUCAUGCCCGAACCCUCGUUAAGUUUACGAUGAACCAUCUGAAUCAGAAGUAUUGUAAAGACUCGUGCAGCAAGGAGAAUAAUUCCCCUAACCAAAGUAUUCUUUCUCAAUCAGAAGCCCCAGUUCCUGAGAUGGUGAAUCUCUGGUUGGGGACCCGUUUACUGUUGGAAGGUUCUCUACAAGUUGCUGAACUCUACACUCUUCUCGGAAGUGUUAAAGAAGCUCGGUUUUAUCAAUUGGAACUUCUGCGAAUUGCCCAAAGAUUCCAUAUACCCUCUUGUGCUCAAUCGGCACUGUGUAUGAUGGCUUACACCGACCUCCUAAGUCAGCGAGUUUGGGCCUUUGAUUUGCGUUUAACUCAAUUGAGCUAUAUUCUCAAUUCGCCUGUUCUGCUUGAUGACAUCAUAAAGAGUCGAGAGAAGCGUCUUAGAGCAAAGUCCCAUAGAUAUCCUGCUAGAGAUGAUGAAGAAGAGGAGAGCAACUUUCUGAAAUUCUCUAAACAGAAGCCCCACUCCCCACAUUCCGAUGAUUACUGUAGUGAUGGUGAUGAACCUAGAAAUGCCGAUUUAAUGCGUGAAUCGCCCGUCAAGGGCUCGGCUGUUAUGAACUCACCUGAUGGUUUUCCCUCAAUAGAAUCUAUUGCACGUGUAAUUGCGGCAAACAAGGAACCGAAGGCGGUUGAAGAGGAGGGUGCUUAUAACGCCUUCAUAUGUGCUCAUCGAAUUCUAAAUGGAUGUAUUUGGGUAUGGAUGAGUGAGGUUGCUAAUUUUGUGAGGAUGAGUGUGACUACUCGGGAUCACUACCUCCCCGCUCUUAUUCCACCCAAAGUGAGUUCUGAAGAGGAAGAUGAUCUUUCUUCCGCCCUCGCCAUCAAAUGCACAGUUUCCCCCGCUAAGAACCUUGCGACUCCAGCCCCACCUUUAACUAAAGCCGCAAGAGCAGCCUUAUCCUCUAAGUCAGCUCGGAAGCCACCCCGAAUGGAGAGUGAUGAGGGGGACCGCAUUCCAGAGUCAGAGUUACCUCAGGUCGACUCUCUCCGUCCACCGCAGGCCCCCCGUAGAUUAGUUGGCCCAUGGAUGGAAGGAGAUAUUGCUUCCCUACCUCGUAGAAGUACUAGAAAUAUGAGAAAAUCCAAGGUAUCUUCUGCAGACUUCUCAACUCCUGAAGAUUGUCGCCAGAAGGAUUAUUCAGAAAAAGGAGAUGAGAUUCUAUUCACGCACCAAACGUCGGUUUUGAAUGGUACUACUCGGGGGAAGAAACCAUCAGUUUCAUCGAUAAUCGGUCACUACAGACCUUCAAAGUCAGGCUUCGUCUUUGGUACAGAGACGAAGACAACUCUGCGAGUAUUCCAGGACCUUAAUUCGCAAAAGAAUACUUCAAGAGUUAGUUAA
This is a messenger RNA of Rodentolepis nana, 2232 nucleotides long. NCBI's taxonomy places the organism in Eukaryota, Metazoa, Platyhelminthes, Cestoda, Cyclophyllidea, Hymenolepididae. The record is from the annotation of a GenBank genome assembly.